AUGAAUGUUCUGCCUGAGGAAGGACUGCAACAAAUAACUGUCCAGCAUCCUCUGCCCAACCAAUCAGAAUGUAGGAAAAUCUACCGAUAUGACGGAAUCUACUGUGAAUCUACCUACCAGAAUUUACAAGCUUUGAGGAAGGAAAAGUCCCGAGAUGCUGCUCGCUCUCGCCGGGGAAAGGAGAAUUUUGAAUUCUAUGAGUUGGCAAAGUUGUUGCCACUGCCUGCAGCCAUUACCAGCCAGCUUGACAAAGCAUCCAUCAUCCGGCUUACAAUUAGCUAUCUGAAAAUGAGGGACUUUGCUAAUCAAGGUGAUCCUCCAUGGAACUUGAGGAUGGAAGGACCUCCACCUAACACAUCAGUAAAAGGGAUUCAAAUGUGGAAAUCUGAGGUCUGCAUGAGAAAGACACCAUGUGAAGUUAUAGGUGCCCAGCGCAGGAGAAGUCCCAGUGCCCUUGCCAUUGAAGUAUUUGAAUCACAUUUGGGAAGUCAUAUUUUACAGUCCCUGGAUGGAUUUGUAUUUGCACUAAAUCAAGAAGGAAAAUUUUUGUACAUUUCAGAAACUGUCUCCAUCUAUUUAGGCCUGUCCCAAGUGGAACUGACAGGCAGCAGUGUGUUUGACUACGUCCACCCAGGAGACCAUGUGGAGAUGGCAGAGCAGCUGGGCAUGAAGCUUCCCCCGGGGCGAGGCCUGCUCUCGCAGGGUACAGCAGAGGAUGGAGCCAGCUCAGCAUCCUCAUCUUCCCAGUCCGAGACCCCUGAGCCAGUGGAAUCUACAAACCCCAGUUUGCUAACCACUGACAACACUCUAGAGCGCUCUUUUUUCAUCCGAAUGAAAUCUACACUGACCAAGCGAGGAGUGCACAUCAAAUCAUCAGGAUACAAGGUGAUUCAUAUAACAGGCCGGUUACGUCUGAGAGUAUCACUGUCACACGGACGGACAGUACCCAGUCAAAUCAUGGGACUUGUUGUCGUUGCUCAUGCUUUGCCACCUCCUACAAUUAAUGAAGUCAGGAUUGACUGCCACAUGUUUGUCACUCGUGUGAAUAUGGACCUCAAUAUCAUUUACUGUGAAAAUAGGAUUAGUGAUUACAUGGAUCUGACCCCUGUAGAUAUUGUAGGAAAGAGAUGUUACCACUUCAUUCAUGCUGAAGAUGUGGAAGGCAUUAGACAUAGUCACUUAGACUUGCUGAAUAAGGGUCAGUGUGUAACAAAGUAUUACCGCUGGAUGCAGAAGAAUGGAGGUUAUAUCUGGAUACAAUCUAGUGCAACCAUAGCUGUCAACGCCAAGAACGCAAGUGAGAAGAAUAUCAUUUGGGUCAAUUACCUCCUUAGUAACCCAGAGUACAAGGACACUCCAAUGGAUAUUGCACAACUUCCUCAUCUGCCAGAGAAAACCUCAGAAUCCUCAGAGACCUCUGACUCUGAAUCAGACUCAAAGGACAACUCAGAGGACAAUGAGAACUCAAAGUCAGACGAGAAAGGAAACCAGUCAGAAAACAGUGAAGACCCUGAAUCGGACAGGAAAAAGUCAGGAAAUCAGUCAGAUAAUGAAAUGAACUGUAAUGAGGAUGGGAACAGCUCCAGCAACCAGGACAGCAGGGACAGUGAUGACAGCUUUGAAAACUCAGACUUCGAGAAUCAAAAGGCCCCUGAGGACAGUUUUGGCACUCUUGGCUCUAUGCAGAUCAAAGUGGAGCGCUACGUUGAGAGUGAGUCAGACUUGCGGUUGCAGAACUGUGAAUCACUGACCUCCGACAGUGCCAAGGACUCAGACAGUGCAGGUGAAGUAAAUGCCCAGUCUUCCAGCAAACAUCAGAAGAGGAAGAAGAGGAGAAAAAAGCAAAAGGGAGGCAGCAUGACCCGGAGAAGGCUGUCAAGCACCUCAAGUCCAAAUGGACUUGACUCAGCUUUGGUGGACCAGCCCCAGCUGCUCUCGUCACCAAACAGUGCCUCAGUGCUCAAAAUUAAAACAGAAAUCUCAGAACCUAUCAAUUUUGAUAAUGAUAGCAGUAUUUGGAAUUACCCACCCAACAGGGAAAUCUCAAGGAAUGAAUCACCCUACAGUAUGACCAAGCCCCCCAGCUCCGAGCACUUCCCUUCCCCCCAAGCCAGCAGUAGUUUACACGUCUCCAUUCCAGACUCUGUUCUCACCCCACCAGGGACUGAAAAUACUGCCAGCCGUAAAACUCAGUUCAGCACCUCAUCCAACUCGGCCUUGGCUCCAGUGUCCUCUGACCCUUUGUCACCCCCACUUUCAGCAUCUCCAAGGGACAAACAUCCAGGAGGUCCCACAACGUCCAACUCUUUGUUGUACACUGGGGAUCUGGAAGCCCUUCAGAGGUUACAAGCAGGCAAUGUGGUGCUUCCUUUGGUUCACAGGGUAACGGGAACCCUUGCUGCGACCAGCACUGCUGCUCAGAGGGUCUACACCACUGGCACUAUUCGGUAUGCUCCAGCUGAAGUUACUUUAGCCAUGCAGGGCAACCUCCUCCCCAACACCCAUGCUGUUAACUUUGUUGAUGUUAACAGCCCCAGCUUUGGGCUGGAUCCUAAAACACCGAUGGAAAUGCUCUACCACCACGUUCACCGACUCAAUAUGUCGGGACCGUUUGGAAGUGCUGUGAGCGGGGCCAGUCUGACCCAAAUGCCUGCAGGGAAUGUGUUCACAACUGCCGAAGGACUUUUUUCCACUCUUCCAUUUCCUGUGUACAGCAAUGGCAUUCACACUACACAGACUCUGGAACGGAAAGAGGAUUGAAAUAUGACCACAUACUGUGUUCAGUGUUAUACUCUGAGGCAUAGACUAUGUUUUAAUUUAGACCUUUAAUUCUAGCACUUUGAAUUUGAGCAGGUCAGCUUAUUAUCUCAAUAUGAUGGUCCCCAUUUCAUUCCCUUUCUCUUUAACUUGACUUAUUCUUUAAUGUAAAGAUAUUUUUUUAUUUUUGCCUUCAGAGAGUCGAAGUACCAGUUGCCUGCCAUUUUGUCUUCUUCUAAGAUGUGUGUUUUUUCCUUUGCAUCUUUAUUAAGAUGCCUUUAAUAUGUGUAUGCCUCUGCCAUAGAAUACUCAGUGUUGUGGUAAAGAGAUUUUAAAGUGACAACCAUUGGUUUUACUUCAAAAUGAUCUUGAUAUGAUCAAGAUUAAAAGAGACAAGCAUAAACAAUGUGCCCUGUUUGACUAAGUCAAAUGAAAAGGGGGUUUUGUUCCUAAUUCCUUUAAAAUAGGGGAUAGUAUUUUAGAAUUUUAUGCAGAGUUUAAUUCUCUUUUUAUGGUUAAGAUUUUCUUACUUGCACAUAAAAUAAUUUGGGUUCUUAAAAAGUUAAUUUCUGGCCUGUGACUAGAAUGUUAAAAAGUUGGACUAAAUGUUAAUUACAGAAAAUUUAACUUAAUUUCUAAAACCAUGGUGCUAUCAUUUAUUAAUCUGUAAUGUCUCCAUACAAUAUGCAGCUUGUGGGCUGGGUUUUUUGGAAAGAAUGUGUUCCGUACUGGUUUAUAGUGGGGUGCUGCAGUCUCCUUGGUUAGUUAAGACAAAAGCCCUCAUUAACAUUUGCUGCAGGACUUAAAAUUUGUUACCUCCAAACUAACAAGCAUAGCCUCACAUCAAAUUUAAAUGGGUCAGGAAGCCUUUUACAAAAAGAGCUUAAAAACAGAAAACUCAAUUUAAUUGACGCGAGGAGCAGUUUCUUAGGUGCAUAUUGUUUUGCUUUAUUUUUUUUCUCAGUGUAACUGAGGCUAAUUUUACAACAUCAAAUAACACUUCAGAGUAAAAAAAAAAAAAAAA
This is a messenger RNA of Pseudopodoces humilis (Tibetan ground-tit), 3781 nucleotides long. The record is from RefSeq and is a predicted model, not a curated record. Lineage: Eukaryota; Metazoa; Chordata; Aves; Passeriformes; Paridae.